This is a messenger RNA of Scophthalmus maximus (turbot), 3040 nucleotides long. Its product is annotated as protein-serine O-palmitoleoyltransferase porcupine-like. The record is from RefSeq and is a predicted model, not a curated record. Gene Ontology annotation, cellular component: membrane; endoplasmic reticulum. NCBI's taxonomy places the organism in Eukaryota, Metazoa, Chordata, Actinopteri, Pleuronectiformes, Scophthalmidae. The transcript is spliced from 13 exons. Gene Ontology annotation, biological process: lipid modification; protein palmitoylation; canonical Wnt signaling pathway. Gene Ontology annotation, molecular function: palmitoleoyltransferase activity; Wnt-protein binding. The coding region runs from base 156 to 1508 and encodes 450 amino acids.
AGAAGAAGAAGUAGAAGAGAAAGAAGAAGAAGAAGAAGAAGGAGAAGAGAAAGAAGAAGAAGAAGGAGAAGAGAAAGAAGGAGAAACAGGAGAAACAGGAGAAACAGGAGAAACAGGAGAAGAAGGUUGCUCCCUCCCUCAGCAGCAGGAGCAGGAUGGACAUGAGCAGCAGGCUGCAGGUGUGGCAGCAGCUGGCUCAGAGCUGCGGGCUGAGCACGGCCCAGCAGGGCCUGCAGCAGGUCUGGAGGCUGCUGCUGCUCUGCCUCGUCUGCAGACUCUGCUUCAGAUUCGGAGGCGUGUCCACCGUGAAGCAUGUAGUGUCUGUGUUGGCUGGGACAUAUGGCCUCUUCCUCUUCUUCGAGUUCCACAUGCUGUGGGUGCUGCUGCUCUCCGCUCUCUGUUACCUCGCUCUGCUGCUCAGCCAACACUCCGGCACCAGAGGCCCCUUCGUCUCUGUUGUCAUCCUCAUCUACCUCCUUAUUGGAGAGUUGCAGUUAAUUGACGUGGUGACCUGGCACAAGAUAAGAGGCUCUCAGAUGGUGGUGGCCAUGAAGGUCAUCUCUCUGGCCUUUGACCUGGACAGGGGAGCGGUGAGCAGCCUACCAUCCCCAGCUGAGUUCCUGGGCUACCUUCUCUUCAUUGGCACCGUUGUCUUUGGUCCUUGGAUCAGCUUCUCCAGCUACAGGAGUGCCGUCGAAGGCAGAAAACUGAGCUGGAUGUGGCUGCAGAGUUCCUUCAUCAGCCUCCUGAAGAGUCAGAUCUGUUUGCUGGUCUCCACCUGCAUUGCCCCUUACCUCUUCCCUUUGUUCAUACCCAUCUAUGGAAACACAGUUACAGAGAAGUGGCUCAAUGCUUACGAGAAUGCAGUGUCCUUCCACUUCAGUAAUUACUUUGUGGGUCACCUCAGUGAAGGCAGCAGCAAACUGGCUGGGGCCGGCUUCACUGAAGACAAAGACAACAUCAGAUGGGACAUGAGUGUGGUGAACCCUCUCGGUGUGGAGAUGCCUCGUUCCAUGGUGUUGGUGGUGACGUCUUGGAACAUCCCCAUGUCCCGAUGGUUGAAAACCUAUGUCUUUAAAAGUGCAGUGAAGCUGGGGACGUUUCCAGCCAUCCUGGUGACGUACACGGCCAGCGCCUUACUGCAUGGUCUGAGCUUUCACCUGGGAGCGGUUCUGCUCUCUUUAGGAUUCAUCACAUAUGUUGAACAUGUUCUGAGAAAGAAGCUUGCGUCCAUCUUCAGCGCCUGUGUCCUGUCCAGACCCUGUAACCCCGGCUGCAGCCAUCAGCACAAGAAGGAGUAUUGGGUGGUGGCGUUGAACCUGGUUUUCAGCUUGCUGGCAGUCUUCCACCUCACCUACCUCGGCUCCAUGUUUGACCCCGGAGUUGACGAACAUGAAGUGGAAGAGGGCUACGCAGCCAUCCACACCAUCCAGAGGUGGUCCGACCUGAGCUGGGCGAGCCACUGGGUGGUUUUUGCCUGUUGGGUCUUCUACCGUUUGAUUCAGUGACACGGCAGCUGAUGAGAAGGCUGUUGGGCGGGGGGGACGACUGCCUCUGUGCUCACGUGCUGCUCCCAGAUGAAUGAUACUGAAUAAACAAACAUCCUCAGACCUGAAUGGAAGUGAAGACUUACUGACAGUAAACUGAACAAGCCCCGAGCAUCGUGUGUUCAAGGACCAUUUCAAGAUUCUCCAUGAAAUAAACUGCAGACAGAAAACACUUUAACUUGGCAUUACGUUUGACCUGCAGACAGCUGUUUUACCUGUGGACAGUUGUUUGACUGUAGACAACAGCUGUUUGACCUGUAGACAACAGCUGUUUACCUGUGGACAGAUGUUUGACCCGCAGACAGCUGUUUGACCCGCAGACAGCUGUUUGACCCGCAGACAGCUGUUUGACCCGCAGACAGCUGUUUGACCUGCAGACAGCUGUUUGACCCGUAGACAGAUGAUUGACACGUGGCCAGCUGUUUGACACGCAGACAGAUGUUUGACCCGCAGAGAGCUGUUUGACCAGCAGACAGCUGUUUGACACGUGGACAACUGUUUGACCAGCAGACAGCUGUUUGACCCGCAGACAGCUGUUUGACCAGCAGACAGAUGUUUGACACGUGGACAACUGUUUGACCAGCAGACAGCUGUUUGACCCGCAGACAGCUGUUUGACACGUGGACAACUGUUUGACCAGCAGACAGCUGUUUGACCCGCAGACAGCUGUUUGACCAGCAGACAGAUGUUUGACCCGCAGAGAGCUGUUUGACCAGCAGACAGCUGUUUGACACAUGGACAACUGUUUGACCAGCAGACAGCUGUUUGACCCGCAGACAGGUGUUUGACCAGCAGACAGAUGUUUGACACGUGGACAACUGUUUGACACGUAGACAGAUGUUUGACCCGCAGACAGCUGUUUGACCCGCAGAGAGCUGUUUGACCAGCAGACAGCUGUUUGACACGUGGACAACUGUUUGACCAGCAGACAGCUGUUUGACCCGCAGACAGCUGUUUGACCCGCAGAGAGCUGUUUGACCCGCAGACAGCUGUUUGACCCGCAGAGAGCCGUUUGACCCGCAGAUAGCCGUUUGACCCGCAGACAGCCGUUUGACCCGCAGACAGCCGUUUGACCCGUAGACAGAUGUUUACCCCGUUUGACCCGCAGACAGCUGUUUGACCCACAGACAGCUGUUUGACCCGCAGAGAGCUGUUUGACCCGCAAACAGCUGUUUGACCCGCAGAGAGCCGUUUGACCCGCAGACAGACGUUUGACCCGCAGACAGAUGUUUACCCCGUUUGACCCGUAGACAGCCGUUUGACCCGUAGACAGAUGUUUACCCCGUUUGACCCGUAGACAGAUGUUUGCCCCGCAGACAGCUGUUUGACCUCUAGACAGAGGUUUGGUACUGUUGCAUUAGACAAUGUUUAUGUCCAAAAACAUUUCUACAUUUCUACAUACAUGUACAUUUCAUAUUCUUCUGUUACAACUGAAUCUUUUUAUUUUAAGCUGGUCUAUUUUUCUAUUAAAUGUUUCUGUACAUGUAAACAAG